Molecule: messenger RNA, 2721 nt
Organism: Microthlaspi erraticum
Lineage: Eukaryota; Viridiplantae; Streptophyta; Magnoliopsida; Brassicales; Brassicaceae
Source: the annotation of a GenBank genome assembly
AUGAUAGGCUCAUACUACUCAUCACUGAGCUUCUUUCUUCGCACCAUUGUUCUUCUUCUCUUCUCCAUUCUAAAUCUCUUCAACACUUUUGCUUCUCUUACACCUGACCUGUGUCAUCAAGAUCAAAGAGAUACGCUUCUCGAUUUCAAGAACGAGCUCAAGAUUCAAAAACCUGAUGAGGUUCUUGAUUUUGAAGGUUAUCCGAUGAACGUCACUUCUUAUCCCAAGACUGACUCAUGGACAAACACCAACAGCGACUGUUGUAACUGGGAAGGUGUCACGUGCGAUACCAGCUCGGGGAAAGUGAUCGGUCUAGACCUUAGUUGCAGUUGUCUUCAUGGCCGGCUCGAACCAAACACUAGUCUUUUUAGACUGCAACAUCUCCAAACUCUGAAUCUUGCUUACAACAACUUCACUUUCUCACCAUUCCCAGCUAAGUUUCAUAAACUCGUGAGUUUACAAAGACUAAAUCUCUCUCAGACUUCAUUGACAGGUCAAAUCCCAACAGAGAUUCUUCAACUUACCAGUUUGGUCUCUCUCGAUCUUUCUUCUUCUUUUUCAUUCUCUCCAAGUUUGUUGGCCAUUGAGAGCCCCUUGUUCUUCCGUCUCCUUGCUAAAAACUUGAGGAGCCUUAGAGCUUUGGAUAUGAGCGGAGUGAACAUUUCUUUCGAAAUCCCUCACGAGCUUACUCAACUCUCAGUGCUUCUUCUCUUCUCAAAUGACUUCACCGGUGAAGUCCCGUCUUCAGUUGGCAAUCUAAAACAACUGGUCGGCAUUAACGUUGCGUAUAACAGCCUCACCGGAAACUUCCCAUCUGCGCUACUCAAUCUGACGAAACUCCGAGUUAUCAGUCUCAGUUCCAAUCAGUUCACAGGUCCUCUCCCUCCUAACAUGAGCCAGCUCUCCAAACUGGAAAGCUUUUUCGCCGGUGAUAAUUUCUUCACGGGAGCCAUUCCUGCGUCUCUCUUCAACAUUUCUUCACUGUCCUACAUCUACUUAGAGGACAACUAUCUCACCGACAUCGUUGGGAUUGAGAACAUCUCUCUCUUACCAAACCUACAAUACUUCUUCAUCUACCGUAACAAGUUCCGAGUCAGUCCACUUGACUUGAGUGUCUUCUCUUCUCUCAAACAGCUAUCAGCACUAGGUCUCUCUGGCAUCCCUCUUUCAACAACAAACAUCACUUCUGGUUCGGAGUUUCCAUCACAUUUGAAAUACCUAUAUUUGUCAGGCUGCAACAUCACUGAGUUCCCUGAGUUCUUGAGAGACCAAGCAAACCUACAGACACUAGACAUUUCCAACAACAAGAUCCAAGGUCAAGUGCCAAACUGGUUGUGGAGGCUACAAGGUUUGGAAGUUUUGUUUCUUUCUAGCAACUCCUUAAGCGGUUUCAACGGAUCUUUAAACCCUUUACCUGGAAGUCAGAUCGAUGUGUUGGAUCUAAGCUCAAAUGCUUUCCAAGGACCCCUCUUCCUCCCAUCUACAGUUAUCAGAUACUUGUUUGCCUCUAAGAACAACUUCACUGGAGAGAUACCUCCAUCGGUGUGUGAACUAACCUCUCCUUCAAUCCUAGACCUGUCCAACAACAACUUCAACGGCUCCAUUCCUCGGUGUUUAGAGACUCAAAUGAUGACUUCUAUUUCGGAUCUAAACCUUCAUAGCAACAGCCUCACCGGAAGUCUUCCUGAUAUAUUUACCAACGCCGAGAGGUUAAGGUCCAUCGACGUCAGUCACAACCGUCUACACGGAAAACUCCCUGAAUCUCUUACUCUUUGUUCUGCUCUGGAAGUUCUAAACGUGGAAAGCAACGAGAUCAACGAUACGUUUCCGUUCCACUUGAGUUCUUUGCAGAAGCUACAAGUUCUUGUCCUCCGGUCUAACAAGCUCCACGGCAUGUUACAUCAUCAUGACUCCUCCGUUAAUGGGGUUUGGUUUGGAUUUCCUCAGUUGAAGAUCAUUGAUGUUUCACAUAACGACUUCUCCGGUGCCUUGCCGUCUGAUUACUUCAUGAACUGGACCGCGAUAACGUCGAAGAAAGAUGAUGAUUAUACGCAGCAGGUGAGCUACAUUGGGGAUUUUCAUGACUACGGCUACUACACUUCUGUUGUCUUGAUGAACAAAGGAGUGUCGAUGGCGAUGCAACGUAUCCUCACAAUAUACACGGCCAUUGAUUUUUCAGGAAACAGAAUCCAUGGACAAGUUCCUGAAUCUAUAGGUCUGUUGAAGGAGCUUCAUGUCCUCAAUCUUUCAAGAAAUGCUUUCACUGGUCACAUUCCAUCAUCUUUGGCAAACCUUACUGCGCUUGAAUCACUAGACGUGUCGCAGAACAAGCUUUCAGGUGAGAUACCUCCGAAGCUUGGAGACCUCUCUUCUCUUGGAUGGAUAAACGUUUCACAUAAUGAGCUCGUGGGUCCGAUACCGCAAGGUACACAGUUUCAACGACAGAAUUGCUCUUCCUACGAGGGAAACACAGGACUUUUUGGUGCUUCGCUUAAGGAUAUUUGUGGAGAUAUCCGUGAAUCUGAAAUUAUAGAAUCAUCAUCAGAAGAAGAAGAAGAAGAAGAAGAGGAGGAAAAGUUGUGUUGGAUAGCAGCAGGGAUAGGGUUUGCACCUGGAAUUGUAUUGGGAUUGACGAUUGGAUACAUAGUGGCUUCAUACAAGCAAGAGUGGUUCAUGAAGACUGUUGCUGUCAGAAACAACAAGCAUUGGAGCACUCGUUAA